CAGGGAGCUAGAUUCACACUACAGGCUACCCCAAACAGGAUGGAUGAAUUCACCGAGGGAACAAAGCGAUCUCCAUGUCUCGUCAGUGCUGUGUAGGAACUUCUAAUGAGAGGGAUGUUCAAAAAGGUGAAUAAUGUGUUUCGUCCCAACUAUCACGGGCACAGGGCUCAUGAGCACGGCCUUCGCAGCAGACAGGACUACCACAACGCUUGCACCGUGCGGUUGGUCCGCAGCACCUCCAUGCUGGUGAUCGGGGAGAAGACCCAGACGGCCCCGAACUCGACCUUAAAGAGGAGCAAGAGCUCCGUGAGCAUCGAGUCCACCACCGCCUUGUAUUACUACCAGAGGCAGGAGGAUCAAAUAUGGCUCUACUCGCAGAACCAGAACUGCUUGGAAUACUUGGAAGAACUCGUGGCUUUGAGACGGCAAUACACGAGGAGCGUCCACGACCUGACCAGCAGUGAAUUAAAGGCCUCGGUGUCGACCAAGAAGAGAGCGGCGCCGCCCCCGCCUCCCAAGCACGCGCAGAGAUCAAGUGUCAGACCCUCUGCUCCUCCGUUUCCGAACGAGGACGACACUUUGCAAUACUUCGAUGCGGUCAUCGACAGCUGCGACGCGGAUCGGGCGCGCAAACCGCCCGCCGACGACGGCAACGCGGACGUAGACUUUAUUGUGGCGUCAAGCUCCAAAGAGCACGACCUCCAUUCCAACUGGGUCAUGCGCGUGCCCAGAGUGGCAGAGGGGUCCCGAGAGAAAGCGGCUCCUCCCGCGCCUGGCCGUGGCAGCGCCUCCAAGAAGAAAAGCUCCAGCGGCUCCACAAGCAGUCGACUGCGGCUGCAGAGGAACCCGAUCCACCUGCCCAAGGUGGUUGAGAGCGCCUUCCAGACGUUACGCUUCAAGCCCAAUUUAAAGAAGCAGUAGGGCCAAGGAGUUGCUGCUACUUAUUCCCAUUGCCAUGAUUAUUUUGUAUCAUAAUGCCGUAGAACAUUGUUUGAACGGUUCCGACGACGUUUCAUGUUUUUGUAUUGAAUUUUGACGACAAAAAUAUACAGUAGCCAAUAUGCUGAACAAAACUGCUAAGCCUCGAUCAUGUAGGGUAGAUGAGCUCAACCAUUUGGUUACACUCACGUGAGAGGUAGGGCUUCAUGGGGAAGCAGUGCCUGUGUGUUAGACACCAUGAGAAGACAAAUAAAGUUACCUCUUACUCCUUGGUUCCUGUUUCAUUAAUGGCCUUGUGUGGCAGUGUCACUGUCAUACAGGUUAAAUGGAAUCCAGUCGACCGGGCUCAAUGGAGUUUAAACAGAUUACCUUCAAGAAACCAUAAUCCUGUCAACUGCCAGUCACAGAUAUAUUUUACAUG
Molecule: messenger RNA, 1360 nt
Organism: Gadus chalcogrammus (walleye pollock)
Lineage: Eukaryota; Metazoa; Chordata; Actinopteri; Gadiformes; Gadidae
Exons: 3
Coding region: 106-921 (271 amino acids)
Source: RefSeq, a predicted model, not a curated record